Messenger RNA from Drosophila albomicans, 4227 nucleotides. RefSeq names its product ATP-dependent translocase ABCB1-like. The record is from RefSeq and is a predicted model, not a curated record. Bases 111 to 4025 code for a protein of 1304 amino acids. Gene Ontology annotation, cellular component: membrane. Gene Ontology annotation, biological process: transmembrane transport. The transcript is spliced from 9 exons. NCBI's taxonomy places the organism in Eukaryota, Metazoa, Arthropoda, Insecta, Diptera, Drosophilidae. Gene Ontology annotation, molecular function: ATP hydrolysis activity; ABC-type transporter activity; ATP binding.
UCUCUUUUUACCUGUGGUCAGAUUCAGUUCACACGCUCUUCCAAUCCGCAAUUUUCUUAUAUGUACAGUAAAUUCCAAAGGACUAUACAAAUAGAUCGAUAAAUUGCGCAAUGACCGCGUCGAACGGUAAUGUCGUCAAGGACGACGACAAUCGAUUGUCACAAUAUAAAUCGAAUAUCGUUUUGGGUGAAUCCUUUGCUGCAAACGAUAAAGAACGCAAAAGCUUUGAACCCAAUAAGUCGAAGAAGAAGAAAUCCAAGCAUGACAACGCUGAAGACACUGAGGAAGACGAUGGCAGACCCAAGGAAGAUAUUAAGCCUGUUAGUUUCUUUUCGAUGUUCCGAUAUGCCACAACGAAGGAUCGUAUACUUUAUUUUAUUGGAUUUGUCGGUGCUAUCGCUACGGGUCUAACGACGCCAGCGAACAGUUUGAUCUUUGGUGAUCUCACAAACGAUAUGAUUAACUUGAGUGGUUUACAAGAAGGAGGAACCAGGUAUCAGAGAGACGAUCCUGGUUCUAAUGCCUUACUCGAUGCCGUGCAGCAAUUCUCACUGAACAAUACAUAUAUUGGUAUUGUGAUGCUCGUCUGCAGUUACCUCUCCGUCACAUGCUUCAAUUAUGCUGCCCACUCUCAAAUUAUGUCCAUUCGAUCCAAGUUCUUCAAGUCUGUGCUGCAUCAGGAUAUGAGCUGGUAUGAUUUCCAUCAGAGCGGUGAAGUCGCCAGUCGCAUGAACGAAGAUCUGUCGAAAAUGGAGGAUGGCCUGGGUGAAAAAGUUGUGAUCUUUGUGCAUUUUAUUGUCGCGUUCGCUGGCUCCAUUGUCUUGGCCUUCGUCAAGGGCUGGCAGUUAUCUUUGGUGUGUUUGACCAGUAUGCCGGUGACCUUCAUUGCCAUGGGCUUUGUGGCCAUUGCCACAUCCAAGCUAGCCAAGCAGGAGGUGAACAUCUAUGCAAGUGCCGCUGUCGUUGCCGAAGAGGCGCUCUCCGGAGUGCGGACAGUGAAGGCAUUUGAAGGCGAAGCCAAAGAGGUGUCUGCUUACAAAUCAAAAGUGAUUGCAGCUAAGCUGCUGAACAUUAAGCGCAACAUGUUCUCGGGCAUUGGAUUUGGCCUGCUCUGGUUCUUCAUAUAUGCUUCAUAUGCCUUAGCCUUUUGGUAUGGCGUUGGCUUGGUUAUUAAGGGUCGUCACGAACCCUAUUUUGCCAAUUAUGAUCCUGGCACCAUGAUCACUGUCUUCUUCUCCAUCAUGAUGGGCUCAAUGAACAUAGGCAUGGCCUCGCCUUAUAUUGAAGCUUUUGGCAUUGCCAAAGGUGCUUGCGCUAAGGUCUUCCACAUUAUUGAACAAGAGCCAACCAUUAAUCCCCUCGAGCCACGUGGCAAGCGAUUGAAUGAACCCCUGACCAAAAUUGAAUUCCGCGAUGUUGAGUUCCAAUAUCCCACACGCAAAGAAAUUCCCAUUCUGCAGAAGCUCAAUCUGACGAUUCAUCGUGGCGAAACUGUCGCCUUGGUGGGACCCUCGGGUUGUGGCAAGUCCACGUGCAUCCAGCUGUUGCAGCGUUACUACGAUCCCCAGGGCGGAGACCUCUUCUUCAACGGCCACAACAUCAAGGACAUCAACAUCAAUUGGCUGCGCUCGCGCAUUGGUGUCGUCGGACAGGAGCCCGUGCUGUUUGGCCAGUCGAUCUACGAGAACAUUCGCUAUGGUCGUGAAGAUGCCACCAGGGAAGACAUCGAGGCUGCGGCUGCUGCUGCCAAUGCUGCCGUCUUCAUCAAGAAAUUGCCCAAGGGCUACGAUACGUUGGUGGGCGAACGAGGUGCUCAGUUGUCCGGCGGACAGAAGCAACGUAUUGCCAUUGCUCGAGCUUUGAUUCGUGAUCCGGAAAUUCUUCUCCUCGAUGAGGCUACCUCCGCUCUGGACACAGCUAGUGAGGCCAAAGUGCAGGCUGCGCUGGAGAAGGUCAGCAAGGGACGCACCACCAUUAUUGUGGCCCAUCGUCUAUCGACUGUGCGACGUGCCGAUAAGAUUGUGGUGAUCAACAGUGGACAAAUUGUCGAAUCCGGAACUCAUCAGGAGCUGAUGAUGCUGAAGAAUCACUACUUCAAUCUGGUGACCACACAGAUGGGUGACGAUGAUGGCAGUGUGUUGAGUCCCACCGGAGAUAUCUACAAGAACUUUGACAUUAAGGAUGAAGACGAUCAGGAGAUUAAGAUCUUGCAUGAGGAAGAAGAGGAAGAAGAGCAAGCGAUCGAUAAGAAGAAAAAGAAGGAGAAGGAACCAUCGCCUAUGAUGGGUGUGAUUCGGAUGAAUAAACCCGAAUGGCUUCAAAUCACUAUUGGCUGCAUCAGUUCCAUUAUCAUGGGUUGUGCCAUGCCCUUGUUUGCUCAGCUUUUCGGCAGCAUCAUUCAGGUGUUGCAGUCUACGGAUGAUGACUAUGUGCGUGAAAAUACCAAUCAAUACAGUUUGUACUUCGUGAUCGUUGGCAUUGUUGUCGGUAUCGCCACAUUCAUGCAGAUCUAUCUGUUUGGAAUUGCGGGCGAACGUCUAACGGAACGCUUGAGAGGACUGAUGUUUGAGGCGAUGUUGAAUCAGGAGGUUGCCUGGUUCGAUGACCGUGCUAAUGGUACCGGCAGUCUUUGCGCUCGCUUAUCUGGAGAUGCCGCCGCUGUUCAGGGCGCGACAGGUCAGCGCAUUGGCAGCAUUAUCCAAUCGAUUUCCACGAUCGUCUUGGGCGUCGCCUUGGCCAUGUACUACGAGUGGAGCUUGGGACUUGUGGCCAUGGCCUUUAUGCCCUUCAUUCUCAUCUCGUUCUAUUUGCAACGUACUGUGAUGGCUCAGGAGAACAUGGGCAAUGCCAAGAUCAUGGAAAACACCACCAAACUGGCCGUCGAAGUGGUGUCCAAUAUACGCACGGUCGUUUCCUUGGGUCGUGAAGAUAUGUUCCACAAGAACUACAUUGACAUGCUAACCCCUGCGGUUGAGAAAUCCAAGAAGAAUACCCACUAUCGUGGCAUUGUCUAUGGUCUGGCUAGAUCUAUGAUGUUCUUCGCCUACGCAGCUUGCAUGUACUAUGGUGGUUGGUGUGUGGUUAAUCGUGGCAUGCUCUUUGGUGACGUCUUCAAAGUUUCUCAGGCUCUAAUUAUGGGCACCGCAUCGAUUGCUAGCGCCUUGGCUUUUGCACCCAACAUGCAAAAGGGUGUCUCUGCUGCGGCAACCAUUCUGCAGUUCCUUGAGCGUAAACCUCUGAUUGGCGACAAACCGGAUGUCUCCAGGAAACCAUGGCACUCCAAUGGAAACGUGCUCUUCGAUAAGGUAGAGUUCAGCUAUCCUACGCGACAGGAGAUCCAGGUGCUUAAGGGUCUGAUACUUGCGGUUCAAAACGGCCAAAAAGUGGCCCUGGUGGGUCCCUCGGGUUGUGGCAAAUCCACUUGUAUUCAGCUGGUGCAGCGAUUCUACGAUGCCGACGUUGGUUCAGUGCAGAUCGAUGAGCACGAUCUCCGCGAUUUGGCCAUAUCUAAUCUGCGCAUGCAAUUGGGAAUUGUGUCACAAGAACCGAUUCUUUUCGACCGCACCAUUCGCGAGAAUAUUGCAUAUGGUGAUAACUCCAGAAUCGUGACGGAUCAGGAGGUUAUUGCGUCGGCAAAGAAAUCAAACAUUCAUCAAUUCAUUGCAUCCUUACCCUUGGGCUACGAAACCCGCAUGGGAGAGAAGGGCACACAGUUGUCCGGCGGACAGAAGCAACGUAUUGCCAUUGCACGCGCACUUAUCCGAAAUCCUAAAAUCCUUCUGCUGGACGAGGCUACUUCAGCUUUGGACGCCGAAAGUGAAAAGAUCGUUCAAGAGGCCUUGGAUGCUGCCGCUGAAGGACGGACCACCAUUAGCAUAGCCCACAGAUUGUCCACCGUUGUCGACUCGGAUGUCAUCUAUGUGUUCGAAAACGGUGUCGUCUGUGAGAGCGGCAGCCACAAGGAGCUACUCCAGAAUCGUGGUCUCUACUAUACGUUGUACAAAUUGCAAUCUGGCGCUGCGUAAAUACUCGUCGUCUAGUCAAAACCUUUAGGCUUAUUUGGAACUUCGAUCAAUGAUAAACUAGUAUUACUAUCAUAUAAUAAGUGACAAUCCAUAGGCAUUUAUAUAAGCGUAGAUCGUUAAGAACAUUAUUAGUAUUUAAGACCAAAGUGAAACGAACUGUUAAUACAUCAAAUUAUGAAUAAAUAACAAAAUUAAAUCCAAU